This is a messenger RNA of Cantharellus anzutake, 756 nucleotides long. RefSeq lists its product as uncharacterized. The transcript has 5 exons. The record is from RefSeq and is a predicted model, not a curated record. The coding region runs from base 1 to 756 and encodes 251 amino acids. NCBI's taxonomy places the organism in Eukaryota, Fungi, Basidiomycota, Agaricomycetes, Cantharellales, Hydnaceae.
AUGCAAUGCAAGUGUGCAGCUCCUUCAACAGUGGUACCCACACCAAAUAAGCGUGCUAACUGGUCUACUGGUCUAAAAACUGAGGAGAUCAGUACCCCCACCACACACCGCAUCCAGUGGCUUGCCAACCCCACAUGGAUGGAUCGGCUGGUAUCCUACUUGCUUGAAAACCCAUCUGUGCAUCUCAAACUAUGUGGAGAUUCUUCCCAGACAGCGAAGGCAGAGAGCCGGUCAAGGGUUUCUACUGGUGAGAAGAAGAAGGACUACUGGGCUAUCAUUGCCAAGUCUAUUUGGGAUCGGGAUGACGAGCCUGAACAUGCUUUUUACAUCAAGGACUUAGCCCACUAUACCACUGCAAUUCAAGGGCGGAUCAGUUGGCUUGAAACACAGUACAACAAGUACCUUAAGUUCCUGAAGGAAACAGGUCAGGGUGUUAAGACAGAUGAGGAAAUUGAAGAAAUCCACACAAAUAAAAUGGAGAUACACUCGAGGUUCCCUUGGUUUGAUGAUUUGGAUGGAAUUUGGUCCAUGCUUCCAAAACAUUCCAUUGACUUGAUCUCAAAUUCAACUGUGGGACAAGCCCAAGGGUCCGAAAACCUUUCUUCAGCCUCGCCUACUAUGGAUACAAAUGUACCGGAGUCUCAGGAUGCAACUCUGGCUGAGGUGUUGGAAGAUGGCAUGGACUUGUGUGUUGCUACUCCUGAUUUCAUCUUCCCCUUCCCCACUUCCAUCACCCCAUACUACCUUACUCGAUGA